Quercus robur (English oak) is the source of this 1294-nucleotide messenger RNA. Its product is annotated as phosphoenolpyruvate carboxylase kinase 1-like. NCBI's taxonomy places the organism in Eukaryota, Viridiplantae, Streptophyta, Magnoliopsida, Fagales, Fagaceae. Gene Ontology annotation, molecular function: calmodulin binding; calcium-dependent protein serine/threonine kinase activity; calcium/calmodulin-dependent protein kinase activity. The coding region runs from base 46 to 885 and encodes 279 amino acids. Gene Ontology annotation, cellular component: nucleus; cytoplasm. The record is from RefSeq and is a predicted model, not a curated record. The transcript has 2 exons. Gene Ontology annotation, biological process: intracellular signal transduction; peptidyl-serine phosphorylation; protein autophosphorylation.
GUAAAUCUCAAAAAAACCCACCCACCCACCCACCCACUAGUACUAAUGAGCGAAGCACUACACAGAAAUUACCAGGUAAGCGAAGAGAUCGGACGGGGACGAUUCGGCGUCGUUUUCCGCUGCCUCUUGCCUGUUAACGGCGUCUACUACGCCGUCAAGUCGAUCGAGAAGAGUCUAGUCUCGGCCGACUCACUCGACGCCCAAUGCUUGUUCACGGAGCCCAAGAUCCUUCACCUCUUGUCUUCGCAUCCAAACAUCAUUAACCUCCACGACCUCUACGAGGACGAAACGCACCUUCACAUGGUUAUUGAUCUUUGUUCUUCGUCCGAUCUUCACCACCGAGUCGUGACUCGCCGAGUUAUUCCUGAGCCCGAGUCGGCUUCCAUUAUGUGUCAGCUUGUUCAGGCUCUGGCCCACUGUCACAGUCUCGGCGUGGCCCAUCGUGAUAUAAAACCCGAUAACAUACUAUUCGACGAUCGGAACCGACUUAAACUCGCGGAUUUCGGAUCCGCCGAGUUUUUCAAGGAGGGGCAGCUGAUGAGCGGUGUGGUCGGUACGCCGUAUUACGUGGCGCCUGAGGUUUUGGCCGGGAGGGAUUACUGUGAGAAAGUCGAUGUGUGGAGUGCUGGUGUCGUUUUGUACAUAAUGCUCGCUGGGUUUCCGCCGUUUUAUGGGGACUCGGCGGUGGAGAUAUUCGACGCUGUGCUCAGGGCUAAUCUGAGAUUUCCGGCUAGGGUUUUCGGGUCGGUUUCCUCUGCGGCUAAGGAUUUGCUCCGACGGAUGCUCUGUAAGGAUGUUUCUAGAAGAUUCUCGACCGAACAAGUUCUGAGACACCCAUGGAUAACAAGUGGAGGAGGUGCGAGAACAGUGGCUGAUCUAACUUGAUGGUGCAGUGAAGAAGAAGAAGAAGAAGAAAUUAAUAUGAACGAAGCAUAAUUAGAGAUAUGUAAUACAAAGUUUUGUAAAAAAGUGUGCUCUACACCAAGAAGUACUAGUACAAAGCGGUGAAAACACUAGUGUACAUGUGAUCGAAGCUCUUGUAGAUAUUUUUUUCUUUAUUUUAAAUUUUAAUGUAUGCGCGAGGAAGAUAUAUAGGCAAAAACAGAGUGAGAGUGAGAGUGAGAGUGAGAGUGACAGCUUUAUGCUAUGGAAUGCAAGAGUCUCUCUGGAGUGUUUUUUUUUUUUAAAAAAUUUGCUCCAUCCCCUUUUCUUGUGAAGAUAGAAGGGGAUUAUUAUGUUCGAUUAUGUUAAUAUAAUAUGAAUAUGUGAUGAAAGUUUCGGAGUUUCUUAUGAA